Colletotrichum higginsianum IMI 349063 is the source of this 1500-nucleotide messenger RNA. RefSeq names its product Iron-containing alcohol dehydrogenase. Lineage: Eukaryota; Fungi; Ascomycota; Sordariomycetes; Glomerellales; Glomerellaceae. Gene Ontology annotation, molecular function: metal ion binding; alcohol dehydrogenase (NAD+) activity. The record is from RefSeq and is a predicted model, not a curated record. The coding region runs from base 1 to 1500 and encodes 499 amino acids. Gene Ontology annotation, cellular component: mitochondrion. The transcript has 3 exons.
AUGCCGCCCUCACUUCGGGUCAUACCGAACGCUGCGUCCCGCGCCGUCUCCCUCCUGCGGACGAUCCAGGCGCAUCCGCCAUCGUGCCCGUGCCACACCAACCCUGGCCAUCACCACCACCACAACCCGCUUAACUUCGCACCGCGGCCACUGCGGACCAGCAGCAGCAGCCGUGGCUUCGCCACUCCCGUGGACGGACCGCAGAAGGAGUACGCCUUCGAGAUGGCCGCCUCCUCCAUCCGCUUCGGCCCGGGCUCCACGCAGGAGGUCGGCAUGGACUUCGCCAACAUGGGCGCCAAGCGCGUUGCCGUCGUCACCGACCCCACCGUCGACGGCCUCUUCGCCAUGCAGCAGGUCCGCGAGGCCCUUGACCGCGAGGGCAUCAACUACAAGGUCUACAAUCAGACGCGCGUCGAGCCCAAGGACAGCAGCAUCCGCGAAGCAAUCGACUGGGCCCGCCCGUUCGCCCCGGACGCCUUCCUCGCCGUCGGCGGCGGCUCCGUCAUCGACACGGCCAAGCUCAUGAACCUCUACUCGUGCUACCCGGAUGCUCCCUUCCUCGACUUCGUCAACGCGCCCCUCGGCAAUGGGCGGCCUGUCGACAAGGCCCUGAAGCCCCUCAUCGCCGUGCCCACGACCGCGGGCACCGGCUCCGAGACGACAGGCACCGCAAUCUUCGACCUCGUCUCGAAGCGCGCCAAGACGGGUGUCGCGCACCGCAACCUCAAGCCCACGCUCGGCAUCUGCGACCCGCUCAACACGCGCACCAUGCCCGCCGCCGUUAAGGCCGCCUCGGGCCUCGACGUGCUCUGCCAUUCACUCGAGUCCUGGACCGCGAUCCCCUUCCACGAGCGCGUGCCCCGACCCAAAAACCCCAUUCUGCGCCCGGCCUACCAGGGCGCCAACCCCAUCAGUGACGUCUUCUCCUUCCACGCACUGAGAGCGACGGUCAAGUAUCUCCCUCGCGCCGUCAAGAAUCCGGACGACUACGAGGCGCAGAGCGAGAUGCUCCUCGCCGCGACGCUGGCCGGCGUGGGGUUCGGCAAUGCCGGCGUCCAUCUCUGCCACGGCAUGUCGUACCCCAUUUCGGGCCAGAACCCGGGCUACCAGCACGCGGGCUACAAGGUCUCGUACCCCAUCAUCCCGCACGGCGUCUCCGUCGCCGUCACGGCGCCUGCCGUCUUUCGUUUCACGGGCGCCUCGAACCCGGAGCGCCACCUGCAGGCCGCCGAGGUCUUUGGCGUCGACGUCUCGCGCGUUCGCAAGGAGGACGCCGGCGCGGUGCUCGCCGACGCGCUGGCCCGGUUCCUCGCCGACCUCGGCGACCAGCCGGCGGGCAUCAGGGACUUGGGCUUCGGCGCCGAGCACCUGGACGACCUCGUCGAGGGAACGAUCCCGCAGGCCAGGGUAUUGAUGCUGGCCCCCGGGCUGGAGACGGAGCUGCAGAAGGAGAGGGAGCAGUUGAGGGGUCUGUUCGAGGCCGCGAUGGUGCACUCAUGA